UCUUGGACGUCGCUCCCUUACUGUGCCGGGGAGAUUCCAUAUAAGGGCAUGGCCGGAUCCGUGGCUCCUGAUUGGCUGUCAGAGCCUUCAGCGCCUGUCCGUCAGCAGCAGAGCCCUCAGCGUGGGGGCGGGGGGAGGACUGGCCCUUUAAGGGAUCAGGUGACAUCUCCGGGUGUGGAGGGAGCCAGCGGGCGAGGAGCGGGUGUCCGGCGGCGGCCAGGCUGGCAGCGGGGAGCGGCCGAGACAUGAGCUGAUAGCGCCAGGUGAGGCCGCUCUGACACCCCCUCACCCUGCCGCGCUGGGGGAGCCGGGAUCUCCGGAGUUAAUGUGAGCUGGAUCACCCUCCUGCCCCAGCCAUGGACCCCCGGAUUACGUCUCCCCUCCACCUGUGGAACCCUCGUCCCUUUGGUGCUUAUACAGCAAACUGUCCUCCUACCAGUAAAGCAGCGGGCUGUGAGGAGGACGUGGGGGUGAGUGCUGCUGAGGAGAAGCCUGCACCCCCAGAUAACCCUGAAUGUCACAUUACUGGGGAUGACCGUGUCCUGCUAGACACCUGGUAUGUUAUCAAACCUGGGAAUACCAAGGAGAAAGUGGCCUUCUUUGUGGCCUACCAGUGUGCUGGGAGCGGUGCCUCGCCUCGCCCUGGAGGUGCUAAAGUCAAGGGUCGAUGGAGCGCAGGAGGCAGCUCCAGGGCUAAGAGACGUCGCCAUGCACUCGAUCCAGAAGCACCUCCCUCGGUUGCUGAGAUGGUGGCCCGAGCCGAGAACCGAGGGGUGGAAGUUGGUGAACCCAGACCCCCCCUGGUCCUAGUGACUUCUUCUGAAGAUGGGGAAGAAGGCCAUUGCCGGAGCGUGGCAGAAGCGGUGGCUCAGUACGAGGCAGAACAUGCAGAGCGCGAGGUCCGCAUCGCCUUCCGGGUGGCUGAGAGGCCGGGGGACCCCAUCACGUGUGACCUGUACCAGUUACUGAGUCCUGAGCCGCACCGUGUCUGCGUUCUGCUGGAGAAACUGGAGUCCCAGCAAAAUGAGAACGAGGAGGAAAUGCAGGCGGCAUCUUCUGAGUCUGGCUUUCACGUGGACCUGGUGCUCACGGGUGCCGUGGACCGUUGUGUCUUCUAUGGUGGGGAGGCAGAUGAAACGGAGCCACUACCUGGUCAGCUCUUCUUCCCACGUCUGUCGUCUGCUCCUCCUCCUCCACCACCCCCUCCGCCGCCUGUCCCUCCCCUCUGCCGCCUCUACCGACACGUCUCGCACGACUUCCUGGAGAUACGUUUCCAGGUCCAGCGCCUACUGCAGCCGAGGCUUUAUCUGCCAUCGUUACCAGACCAUGUUCUCCUGGCUAUCUUCGGUUACUUGCCCACGCAUUCGCUAGCUGCUAUAAAGUGCGCGUGUCGGCGCUUCCGGGCCCUGAUCGACGACUAUGGUGUGAGACCAUGUGACUCGCGCUGGAGCCAGGAUCCCCUGUACCGCGAUGAUCCCUGCAAGCAGUGCAAAUGCAUUUACAGACGGGGCGAUGUGUCCAUGUGCCGGUGGCACCCAAAGCCUUACCACCAUGACCUGCCCUACGGCCGCUCCUACUGGAUGUGCUGCCGCCGGGCAGAGCGCGUGGCUCCUGGCUGCCAGCUGGGACUUCAUGACAAUAACUGGGUGCUGCCUGGAGAGGGGACGCGGGUAAAAGGAAGAGCACGCGGGGAGGGCGAUGAGGGCAGGUGAGGGGCGGAUGAACGUGUAUGAGUGUCUGAAUAAAAGGGAUUAUUUAUAAAGUCA
Messenger RNA from Pseudophryne corroboree (corroboree frog), 1766 nucleotides. RefSeq names its product F-box protein 46 (gene FBXO46). Lineage: Eukaryota; Metazoa; Chordata; Amphibia; Anura; Myobatrachidae. The transcript has 2 exons. The record is from RefSeq and is a predicted model, not a curated record. The coding region runs from base 357 to 1712 and encodes 451 amino acids. Gene Ontology annotation, molecular function: protein binding.